Messenger RNA from Adineta ricciae, 1134 nucleotides. Lineage: Eukaryota; Metazoa; Rotifera; Eurotatoria; Adinetida; Adinetidae. The record is from the annotation of a GenBank genome assembly.
AUGUUUGUAUUAAAACUCUUUUCCUUGAUUUUGAUUUUACAAAUCAAUUCCCAAAAUAUUCGAUCAUUUCAAAUGGCAAUAUUUAAUGAUUAUCAAUUUCAAUGUUCAAAUACAUACUGUUUAUCAGAUUUCACUUUUAUUUCCUUUGAUAUACGUGAUUGUCAAUUGAAAUGCUUAUUUCUAACAGAAUGUCAAGCAAUUACAUUUCAUCAAACAAAUUCAAGUUGUGAAUUAUUUCGAAAUAUAUCAAAUGAAAUAAAUUAUAUGUUAAGAAAUACUGAUACAAUAACAACAAUUGUUAUUGAUGGAACACGUUUCCCUUUUGAGCCGCCUUCCAUCGAUUUGUUGGAAAUCCAACACCAUCAACAAUGUCAUCAUCCACAUCCACAUCAUCCACCUCUACAUCAUCAACAUCCACAUCAUCAACAUCCACAUCAUCAACAUCCACAUCAUCCACGUCCACAUCAUCCACCUCUACAUCAUCCACGUCCACAUCAUCAACAUCCACAUCAUCCACCUCUACAUCAUCCACAUCCACAUCAUCCACCUCUACAUCAUCCACGUCCACAUCCACCUCUACAUCAUCCACGUCCGCAUCAUCCACCUCUACAUCAUCCACAUCCACAUCAUCCACGUCCACAUCAUCCACCUCUACAUCAUCCACGUCCACAUCAUCAACAUCCACAUCAUCCACCUCUACAUCAUCCACAUCCACGUCCACAUCAUCCACCUCUACAUCAUCCACAUCCACGUCCACAUCAUCCACAUCCACAUCAUCUACGUCUUCGACAACAGCAACAUCAGAUCCAUAUUGUAACAUCGCAUCAUGCCUGCACCAAUUGUUCUCGAGCGAAUUAUCCAAAUUUUCCCUCUGAUUGGCUCAACAGAUGGUAUAUUCAGGAUUUUUAUGUUUAUAAUUCAAGUUCAGAUUGCGCCGGAAAUCCAUAUAUCGGUACUUUAACGUUUUGUCAAACAGCAUGUUUGAAGGACAUUACAUGCGUCGGCUUUUCUAGAGCUAAGAAUGCUUUAGAUACCAACUCCACUGCGGAAUGUUAUUUGAAAAAUAACCUUACAGUUAGUCAAAUAUUUAAUGAUACCAACUGGCACACAGUGGUUUUCAACAGUAUAACAUAG